Molecule: messenger RNA, 805 nt
Organism: Gossypium arboreum
Lineage: Eukaryota; Viridiplantae; Streptophyta; Magnoliopsida; Malvales; Malvaceae
Product: glutaredoxin-C9-like
Exons: 1
Coding region: 209-547 (112 amino acids)
Source: RefSeq, a predicted model, not a curated record
UUCUUUCUUAUUCUUGUGGUUACUGAGUAUCAUACAUUAUACAUUAAUGUAAAAAUGAAUUCUUUACCGUAAUUUUCUCUGCGUUACUGCUUUGUUCUCAUCUUUUUCCUCGAAAUAUAUACCUGUAAACAACCCUUUCCAUUUAACACUCCUUUUUCACUUUUCACUUCAUCUUCACUCUUCUGCAACUGCCUCUGAUCUUUACAGAAUGAACCUUGAGUAUCCAUACGAGAUAGUGAAGCAGCUAGCUUCAAGCAACGCAGUUGUCCUUUUCAGUACGAGUGGCAGCGAUUGCAUGUGCACCGUGGCUAAACGACUCCUCUUAGGCCUUGGCGUUGCCCCCAUUACCAUCGAGCUUGACCACCAUGUUGCAGGUCCCGACAUUCAAGCUGUCCUCUCUCGGCUCGCCGUAGAUGGCAGUCGACAGCCUAUCCCUGCCGUGUUUGUUGGUGGUAAGUUCCUUGGUGGCAUUGAAACCCUCAUCGCUUCCCACAUCAAUGGCACGUUGAUCCCUCUCCUCAAAGAUGCUGGUGCACUUUGGCUCUAAUGAUUUUCUUUUAUAACACCCCUAGUAACUAGGUAGCUAGUGUUUCCGUACAUAGCGUAUCAAUAAUGACGGACCUUGUUUCUUACUUGUCAGCUUCUUUGUCCUGAGCAUCAAAAUACGUAUCUAGACUAUUUCACUGUCUCUUGUCUUAAGCAAACAUUACUAUUAGUUACUAAAUUCCUGUUUGUAGAAAUCCCUGACUUGAGAUCAUCAUCCAAGGAAGAAAAUAAAUUUAAAUAAUCUUCUAAUAUUCGUUAA